AUGGCCCGUUCGACGAGACCUGUCAUCCGAGACCCAUCGCCACUGCCGGUGCAAAGGAGUAACCGUCGGCAAGCCGCUACUUCAUCUUUGCGAUGUACAAGCGAUCCCGAGUGGGUGGUCCUCACAGCCAACAACCCAUCAUCGUCUCCCCCGUCUUCACCAUCGCCACCCAGACCACGGCUGGUUACGACAUUCAUCACCGAUUCUUCGCCUAGGGCUAAGCGAAUAACGAGGCGACCGUCGUCUUCGCCACCAAUCGCCGACUCUCUACCCACAUCUUCGCCACCAAUCGUCGAAGCUCCUCCAUCCUCACCACCUGCUGUCACCAACACCCCUGCUCAUACCCCAACCAAUUUGCCAGCAAAAGAAAACCCUAACUUGGGUAUUGAGGUAAAUCCUAUUUUGAGCCCUAAUUUCUUGGUGGAGGGACUUACUGCUUCUGAUUCCUCUGAGGGAGAAGAAGAUUUCAUGCAAAUGAAAAUACCAUCCCCCACUAAUUUCAAUGACACAAAAGUUUAUCUUUUGACUUGGUCUGAUCAUCACACCACUCAUGAACCUACAACUAUGGCCGAUUCUGCUCCUCACACUGUUGAGGAAGAACAUUUUGAGUUUGAUCAUGAAAGAGGGAGCUGGUGGUAA
Cynara cardunculus var. scolymus (artichoke) is the source of this 639-nucleotide messenger RNA. RefSeq names its product proline-rich receptor-like protein kinase PERK10. The transcript has a single exon. NCBI's taxonomy places the organism in Eukaryota, Viridiplantae, Streptophyta, Magnoliopsida, Asterales, Asteraceae. The coding region runs from base 1 to 639 and encodes 212 amino acids. The record is from RefSeq and is a predicted model, not a curated record.